Molecule: messenger RNA, 696 nt
Organism: Raphanus sativus (radish)
Lineage: Eukaryota; Viridiplantae; Streptophyta; Magnoliopsida; Brassicales; Brassicaceae
Product: bifunctional enolase 2/transcriptional activator
Biological process (GO): glycolytic process
Cellular component (GO): phosphopyruvate hydratase complex
Molecular function (GO): magnesium ion binding; phosphopyruvate hydratase activity
Source: RefSeq, a predicted model, not a curated record
AAUCCGCCGGAAAAUCUCCUCUGCUCAUUGUUAAAAAAAGACCCAACUCAGCAGACUGCUAUUGACAACUUCAUGGUCCAUGAACUUGAUGGAACCCAGAACGAGUGUGGUUGGUGCAAGCAAAAGCUUGGAGCAAAUGCCAUUCUUGCUGUUUCUCUUGAUGUUUGCAAAGCUGGGGCCGUUGUCAGUGGCAUUCCUCUCUACAAGCAUAUUGCCAAUCUUGCUGGUAACCCUAAGAUCGUGCUACCGGUUCCUGCUUUCAACGUCAUCAAUGGUGGAUCACAUGCAAGAAACAAACUUGCUAUGCAGGAGUUUAUGAUUCUCCCUAUUAGAGCUUCAUCUUUCAAAGAAGCCAUGAAAAUGGGUGUUAAAGUUUACCACCACUUGAAGUCUGUGAUCAAGAAGAAGUAUGGUCAGGAUGCCACCAACGUUGGUGAUGAAGGUGGCUUUGCACCAAACAUUCAGGAGAACAAGGAAGGUCUUGAAUUGCUCAAGACUGCCAUUGAGAAGGCUGGCUACACUGCCAAGGUCGUCAUUGGUAUGGAUGUUGCCGCUUCUGAGUUCUACUCAUCAGACAAGACCUACGACUUGAAAUUCAAAGAAAAUGUGGAAAUUUUACUCCCUUAUUGAUCGCUUCCUCAUGAUAAAACGUAAGAUUUUUCCUAACUUAUAGAUCCUGCUCUGUUUGUUUCUCUA